AUGCUAAGAACUGUUCUGCCACUGCAUAACAGCAGGAAACUGGCGCUGCGUUUCUUUCAGACGGAGCAGCGGAAGAACACCAAUCUUCACGGUCUAUCGGCUGUGCAGAAGAAGAAGGUAAUUUUGAAAAUGUUUAAACAACUCACCAGGGAGGAUAUGGACGCCCUCAAGAAGAGGGCUGCCGCUUGGGAGGCUAAAAAAAUAAGUGGAGAGACGGCGAUUCCAUCGUACCGACGUCGGAAUGAGAUUACACCGUAUGAGCUCUUCUACAAGGAACAGCUGUCGAAUCCCUCCAUUGCAUCCAUUGCAUCCCCUAGCGUCCGAGAGAAGAAGUUGUUUGCCAUCUUUAAUUCCCUGCCUGUUGCCACGAUGGAGGCGCUUGAGAAGCGUGCAAGAGAGCUGUCACAAGGUAUAGCCUUGAGUGAUUCCCCGCCGCCGUCAGGGAAAAAGCCCUCAGCUAGCAAGAAGAAGAAGAAGCGGAUUACGAUUAAAACCAGCAGCAAGAGUCGCAGCAUGACGAGUCAAGGAGCUUCCGUGAGGAAAAAAAAGAAGAGAACCCGUCACAAGGACCCAAGGUGUCACCGUACGCGGCGUUUGUGA
Trypanosoma cruzi is the source of this 600-nucleotide messenger RNA. RefSeq lists its product as uncharacterized. The transcript has a single exon. The record is from RefSeq and is a predicted model, not a curated record. NCBI's taxonomy places the organism in Eukaryota, Euglenozoa, Kinetoplastea, Trypanosomatida, Trypanosomatidae. Bases 1 to 600 code for a protein of 199 amino acids.